Messenger RNA from Trichomycterus rosablanca, 2232 nucleotides. RefSeq lists its product as uncharacterized. The transcript has 7 exons. NCBI's taxonomy places the organism in Eukaryota, Metazoa, Chordata, Actinopteri, Siluriformes, Trichomycteridae. The coding region runs from base 315 to 1217 and encodes 300 amino acids. The record is from RefSeq and is a predicted model, not a curated record.
GGAGGCGGUGAGGUCUCAAAUCCGCUUCACUUUGUUACUUUGUUUUAUUUUUUUGCAGUUAAAUUAAUCCGCUCGGUUAUUUUGAAUUUUUUUUUUUAAACAGAUACAGUAAAAGUGUGUCUAGAACUGAAAUAAAUGAAGUUUGUGUGUGACGACUCCAGAAAACUCCAACUGAAGAGUUCCAAAGUUUCUGUUCAGAGACACUACAGUGCAGCAGAUUAUCUGAGCACAGUAUCCGACCCUAAAUUAAGAAACACCCUGACGAGGUACAGCUGCACACUAGCAGCACUCUAUACUCACACCUGCCACCAGACAUGGAUAUCUACAAGGGUCUGACUGUUCUGUUCUGGAUACUCCUGAUCUUUCUUCCAUCUGUGUUGGAUUUUGAUUUUACAAUAAGCAAUCUGAAGGAGUCUGCGGUUCUAUCCUGCAACAAAGAAUGUUCUGGAUUAGUCAAGUGGAUCAUGAUCCAUAAAAAACGUACUGUAGCUUGGUGUAAUCAGACAUCAUGUCAUUCAGAACGUGGAUAUAAAAUGUCUCAUGAUGAGUACCUGAAGGGGAAUCUCUCUCUUACCAUCACUGAAUCGGAUUACAGUAAGAGGACCUUGUACAGGUGUAUGUGUAAUGACCAAAACAUCUGUAACGUGAAUCUUCGCAUUAAACCUGUUGCACACACCCUGCAGAUUGAGCGUGGAGGAUCCUUUAUCAUGGAUGUGCCCAUACCAGAGUCGGUGACAGUGACUUUUAAAAGAAUUGAUGAUGCCAGUCAGAGCUCUGUUACUCUGUACGAGAUCAGUGAGCGGAAGAUUCAGAGUCAUCCUAAAUAUGAGAACCAGUUAUCGUCCACCCUGGUACUGAAAGAUCUAACAGACUCCAACAGUGGUCUGUACACCAUACGAGACACGGUUAACGAUGAGACCAUAGCGACCUAUAAUCUCACAGUCAUAGAGACACAGAACAACACAGAUGUCAACAGCACCGCGCCUCCAAAACCAUGUGAAGGGUGCAGGAGCUGGAUGCUUCAGUACGAGGCACUAGGUGUUGGAUUUACUGCAGGCCUGAUACUCGGCAUCUUGCUGGGGUUUUUAGUUGUGCCGAGGAUUCUACGCUUGUGCUGCUCUCUCUGGAACAAAGCUAAAUGUAGAGGAAGUUAUCACAGCACAGCUCAGAGUCCUCCUCAUGAAGAAAAUCAACUAACAAUAAAAACUCCCCCAUAAUCAGGUGGCUGCUCCUCGUUGGAGUGACGUGGUUUAUGCUGGUUCAGGGUUUUUUUUUUACUUUUGUCUCAGGGGCUUCCAUGAUAUCAUUUACACUCUGAAUAUCCUAUAUCAUGUUAUAUCCACGUACAGUGGAGUGUAUAUAUACACACACAUUUUAUAAAUUUGCUAACACCAAUAUUUUAUAAAAUAUUAAUGAAUACUGUCAAGAAUGUGAAUUGUUAACAAGACUAUGAGCGGUGACCUUUUUAACAUUGUUCUUGAUCAGAAUAAGUUUUUUGGAACAUUAUGAGUAACAUUAUGGUACCUGAAGAAGAGAACGAAGUGUACCCGAUAGCCCCCUAACAGAAAACAUCGACCUGUGUGAAGGUUUCAAGACUGAAUGGAGGUUAAUUCUGGUAUAAAUCUGCACUGUUAGGGGCAUCCUCACACUGAUCCACAAAGUAUGGGGGGCUAAGAAGGGGUCGGUGGAGGGCGUGUCAGGAGAAUAUACCCACCUCAUACACCAUCGGGGUCUCUAGCAGAGGAAGAGGAACUGGCUAUGACUAAACUAAGAGAAAAAGGGAGAAAAUGCUGCAGUUAUGUGACCUAAUGAGCCAAACAUUAUCCAGUAUGUACAGGAAGUAAAUCCAGCAUGGAUAAGGAAGAAAGUGUUCCGUCUGAAACGAUCCCAUUGCAGUAGGUGUGCAGAUACAGAGUAAAGAAUCAGAAAUCAUAAUUUCAUUAAAGUUUAUAUGUAAGAAUUCAUGGCUCCGGUCCGGAUGGCAGUUGUGUAUGUAGUUUAUAUAUAGUUUCUUUUUUAGUUGUAUUACCAUAUUAGUAGAGUAUAGGGGAUCUGGGGAUUAAAUGUGUUUUUUAGCAAGGCCCUUAACCCUCUCAGUUCCAGCGCCCCAAUGGCUGACCUUGAGCCCUGAGCGCAACUUCCAAACGUUGGGAUACACGGACAAUGAACAUCAUUGUACUGUAAAUGUAUAAUUAAGUAUUAAAUGUAUUUUAAAUAAAUUGUUUCAGCUCA